Drosophila subobscura is the source of this 620-nucleotide messenger RNA. RefSeq lists its product as uncharacterized. The record is from RefSeq and is a predicted model, not a curated record. NCBI's taxonomy places the organism in Eukaryota, Metazoa, Arthropoda, Insecta, Diptera, Drosophilidae. The transcript is spliced from 2 exons. The coding region runs from base 84 to 446 and encodes 120 amino acids.
ACUAAUAGCAAUUGGGUUCUAACGUUUAUAUUCUGGCAUCGCUUUAUUUUUUGUGAAGUUAGCAUCUUACUGAACAUGCAAACAUGUCGCACGCCUUGGUAAACGAAGAAACAUUGGAGACGCUGGUAUACAAGCGCUCCAGAACCUGGGCGCACAUAUUAAAGUUCUACACGGAAAUCGACGAUGGCGAAGAGCUUGAUGUGGUGAAUUUUGAGGAUCUGUUUAAAGCCGAAGACAUAGACCCCGAUGUGCAGGAGGAUGAGGAGGCGGCCGAAGAUGCCCGGCAGGAAGAGGACCUCGGCAUGGGGAACAUCAAUACAGCAACAGCAAUGAGCAAGGCGGAGCUGACGAUGAUUUUGUGCGCUGGGGAGAACAAAGCAGAAACGGCCGAACUAGAGAUGUUGUAUCAAACGAUGUCCGUUGUCCAGGAGCACGAUCGCAAGUGAAAGGCAGCUGGGCUGCUUGACACCUUCGAUCCGCAAAAGAUCGAACAGCAUGUAGGCCAAUGGAUGCGCCGCAACAACAGUAUCUAUCUGGAGGAGGAAAAUGCCUAAAGGUACGAUUACAGGCAUGAUGAAUGCCAUGAUGAUUGAUUCCAUUCACGUAGAUUGAAAUAUCCA